AUGGGAUUUUAUGUUGUUUUGUUGUUAGAGGUUGUUUACGGUUUAAGUGUUUUUAAAUCGGAUUAGUGUUUGGAAUGUUCUAUACUCAUUAGAAAAGAGGAUUGUGAAUAUGCAAAUUGUUUUUGGAGUUCAAAUGGUGUAGAUAAUGAAGGGACAUGUAAUGAUAAAGAUUCAAGUGUUGAUCCUGAAAAUUCUGAUGGGAAUUUAGGUUUUUGCAAUGGGAUAUUGGAUCCAGAACAAAAUUGUUCGAAAGUAAAAGGAUGUGCAUACUAUAAUUCAAGUUGCACUAUUUUUACAGGUUGUUCUGCUUAUUUUUUCCAUACAACCUUAGAUUGUCAAAAAAUAUCUUAUUAAUGUAUAUCUGAAGGUGAUGGUUGUAUAGAUGCAAAAAAAUGUGAUGACUAUUUAACUUAAGAUAUUUGUGAAAAUUCAGGAAGUUCGAGUGGUAAAUAUAAAUAAAUAAUAUAGGUUCUGGUAAGUGCAAAUGGGAUUCUGGAGUUUAGAAAUGUCGAGAUGAAUUAUGUAGUGAAGCAGACUUAGUUUUGAGUACUGAUAAAGAAUGUUCUAAAUUUGGAUUUGGUUGCAUCACAAAAGGAUAAGGAUGUACAGAGAGUCCUUUAAAGGAGUGCAAGACAUAUGAAAGCACAAAUUAAGAUUGCAGUAAAUUAAUUGGGUCAGAUGGUUAAUGUGAAUAUUUAUAGGGUAGUUAAUACUGUUAAUAAAAAUAAUGUGAAACUGCUCCAAUUAGAUAUAAUAAAAACGAAGAAUGCGAUAAGUAUUUGAGAGGAUGUAUUACUAAAGGGUAAGGUUGUGUUUAAAAGUUAUGGCCAUGUAGUAGUUAUAAUAAGGAUUGUACAAAUUAUAUAGGUUCUGAUGGGAUAUGUGAAUAUGAAGAGAAUUAAGAAACUUGUAGGAGUCGUAUAUGUGAAAAUGGAUAAUUCAAUUCAGAUGAAGAUUGCAAUCGAUAUAAGAUUGGUUGUGUUACUAAUGGAUUAUCAUGUGUAAGUAGUUUAUAAAGUUGUUCUAGUUACAAAGGAAAUAAAACUAGUUGUUUGGGUUAUAAAGGAUAAGAUGGAUAGUGUAAAGGAAUAGAUGAUAAUGAAUAGUAGUGUUAAGUGUAGGAUUGUAUUAAAGAUAGUAAUAGUAAAUAUGUUACGGAUGAAUAAUGUUAGAAAAUAUAGAAGAUAUGUAAGACAAAUGGAAUGGGAUGUGUAUACAUAUUAAAAUUAUGUAAAGAAUAUGAAGGAAGUCCAGAGAUAUGUUCAUAAUUAAUUGGAUCUGAUGGAAAAUGUUAAGGAGAUGGUACAGAUGGGAAAUGCAAAAGAAGAUCUUGUUUAGAUGCUCCAAGCACUUAUAAUACUGAUUAUGAAUGUAAGAACUUUUAGUAAGACUGUGUAACAAAUGGUAGUGGAUGUAUUGAUUAAACAAGUUGUUAAUUGACUGUUAAAGAGAAUAGUUGUAUAGGUACUACAGGAUGUUAAUGGAAUUCAUCUUGUUUAGAUUCUACAAAAUGUUCUAAUUUUUAGACUCAAUCUAUUUGUGAGAAUAAUUCAGCUUUUAAUUACUUAUAUAAAGAUGGAAUUACAUCUUAUUAUUAUACUAAAUGUUUAUGGAAGAACAAUUAGUGUUUAGAUUUAAAAUGUUCUGAUUUGAUUUCAGAUAAAUAUGAUUCUGAUUUUGCAUGUUAACAAAUAAUGGAAAAUUGUGUAUACAGUGGUUAUGGAUGUAUAGAUAAAUCAAGUGAUUGUUCACUUUUUAAAGGUUCAUAGAUUAAAUGUGCAUAAUAUGCAAAUAAAUGUUGGAAUGAAUCAAAUGCAACAGACAUUUCUCCUUGCAGAAGCAGAUUAUGUUCUGAUAAUACAAUAUUUACAACAGAUGAAGAAUGUGCAUUCUUUUAAAAGGGAUGUAGAACCAAUGGAUAAGGAUGUAUAGAAGAUAUUAAAUUAUGUUCAGAUUAUUAUGGAACUCAAGCUUAAUGUAACAAAUUUAGUGGAUACAUUACUAAUAGCACUGAAAGAUAAUAAUGUUACAAUAUAAAUGGGGCUACUAUUAAUAAUUAAUGUAUUGAAAAAACAUGUGAUUUGGCAGUUGGAUUAACUAAUAAUAUAGAUUGUGGUAAAUUUGCAAAAGGAUGUGUUUGGAAUGGUUUAAAUUCUUGUGUUAAAGAAACUUCAAAUUGUACAUCAUUUUAUGGUACUCAAUAAUAAUGUAAUACAUUUAUUGGUAAUAAGUAACAAUGUUAUGGAUUAAAUACUAAUAAUAAUAAUUCUCAAUGCAAAAUUAAAUAAUGUAUAGAUAAUACUCAACCUGGUUUAACUGAUAAAUAAUGUAAUGAUUUCUUAGAAGGUUGUAUUUCUAAUGGAAUAGGUUGUACACCAAAAGAAACAACAUGUGAUAAAUUUAUUGGAACAGCUGAAACUUGUUCCAAAUUCUUAGGUAAUGGUUUCAAAUGUAACAGAAUGAGUAAUUGUUCAACAAGAUAAUGCUCAGAUUAUACUAAUCCAACUAAACAUCAAGAUUGUUAUAAUUAUCAUUCUAAAUGUCGAUUUGUAAAUUCAUAGUCUCCUUGUAUUAAUUAAACUCUCUGUACUAAUUAUGUAGCUUAAGGAAAUAAUAAUACUGAGAAAUUAACUUAUUGUAAGACUGUUAAGGAUGAUUACAAUUUUAUUUGUAAUUAUCAAUUAGGAGAUAAUAAUUGCAGCAAUUACACUUGUGAAUAAAUGUCAACAUAAACAGAAUGUGAAUCUUAUACUAAAACUAAAAAGUGUUAUUUCAUUAAUAAUUUAUGUGUUUCUAUUAAUGAUUGUUCUAAAAUACCCAUAGAUAACACAUCAGCUGAUAAACCUACUACAGAUUCAUCUAAAUUAACAUGGUGUAAUUAAUAUAAAGAUAUUAAUAAUAAAUAAUGUUCAUACCAUUCUACUUUAAAUUCUAAUAAAUGUUCAAAUUAUAUUUUAUGUGAAUAAGUAGUUUCAGCCACUAAUUCUAUAGAUUGUAAUAGAUUACUAUAUUCAGAUCCAAAUACAACAAAUAAAGGAUGUUAAUAUUAUAAUAAUUAAUGCUAUUCACUUAAAACUAUGUGUACAGAUUAUGUAGCUAUAGGUAAUAAUGAUACAGAAAAGUCUGAAUUUUGUUAAUCUAUGAAAUUAAACACAUCUAUAGGAAAUGUAAAUACAAAAGUUAUAUAAUGUCAAUUUGUUAUUGGAAAUUCUAAUUGUUCAACUGCAACUUGUGAGAGUAUUACUAAUGUAAAUAGCUAAACAGAUUGUGAUAAUAAAGCACUUAAUUGUGUUUAUUUUCAAAGUAAAUGUUAUACUAAAUAAAAUGCAUGUACAUCAUAUAGUACAUCUUCAGUAUCCUCAAAUAAACCAUAAUUUUGUUCAUCUAUGAAGAAUUCUUCAGGAGAAAAUUGUGGAUACAUUGAUGGUAUGAAUAAUUGUAUAAAUUCUUCUUCUGAUUGUAAAGUAUAUAGAUGGGUUAGUUAUAAUAGUAAUCCUGCUCCAUCUCCAGUUCCAUCAUCAAAUUAAGAUAAAAGGAUAUAUUGUUAAGAUAGAAGAUCUACUUAAGGUAGAUUAUGUGGAUAUAUUUAUGGUUAAUCAUAUUGCAGUUUAGAAAUCAAUUAUUGUGAAUUAAUAUAAUCACCUACAUCAUAAAUGAGUUGUGAUCUAUAAGCUUAAGGAUGUACAUAUAUUCAAUAGAGUUAACUUUGUGUUACAACUUCCAGAUUAACAAAUUGUGAUGAUAUCAAAUUUAAUGUGACAAUCUUAUCUACUGAAAUUAUUAAAUUAAAUUAUUGUAAAUCAGUAAAGAGUGAUUCUGGAGAAUGUACUUGGAUAUCUGGAAGUGGAUAAUGUGAUAAUCUACCAACAGUCUGUACAUCAAUUAAUAUAGGUUCAAUUUCAAAUGAUAAUGAUAAAGCAACAUAUUGUUUGAAUAGAAUUAGUAAGGCAGGAAAGUGUGCUUGGAGAAAAGGAGAUACAAUAAGUACUUGUAGAUCAUUUUCUUGUUUUGAUAUUAUUAAUGCUGUAAAUUAAGCAACUUGUGAUAAAAUAAUGAGUGGUUGCACUUAUUAUUAAAAAUAAUGUAUUACACCUUAGUCAAAAUGUGAUUAAUAUUAUGCUUAUGGUACAAAUGAUGAUUAGAAAUUUAAUUAUUGUUAAGGUUUGUCAUAAACAACUAGCAAUUAUAAAUGUACUUAUAUAAUAGGAAGUUCAUUAUGCACUGUUUAAACAAGUAAUUGUAAUUCAUAUAAUGUGAGUGCUUUAAGUGCAAAUAAUAAAUCAACUUGGUGUUAUAUGUUAAAUGAUUUAUCUUCUAAUAAUUGUGCUUAUUCUACUGGAGAUACUGGUUGUAAGUAGAUUACAUGUGAAUUGAUUUUAAGUGCAUCAUCAUAGAAGGAUUGUGAUAUAUAUUUAUCAGGAUGUCAAUAUUAUAAAGGAUUUUGUUACACUAAACCAACAUAUUGUAAUUCAUACUCUAUUCCUUAAAGAAUUACAGAUAAUGUUGUAUUUUGUACUAAUUUUAAAAAUACUUCAAAUUAAUUUUGUGGAUUUGUUAGUGGAAAUACAUGUUCAGAUCCAAGUAGUUGUAGUUCAAUUAUAGCAAAUGGAGAUACAAGUACAUAAUAAUAAACAUAUUGUUAAGCAAGAAAAUCAUCUGAUGGAUAUGUUUGUACAUAUUCAGGUGGUACAUAUUGUACUUAAGUGAGUUCAUCUUGGAGUUGUACUUAUAUUACAGGUACAAUAACAAGUUAAGAUUAAUGUUAAUCUUUUUCAUCAAAUUGUUCUUAUUAGGAUUCAACAAAGACAUGUGAUUUAAAUUCAAAUUUAAAUACUUGUAAUAAAUAUGGAUUUAGUGUUUCAACUGAUGAAGAUACUAGAAUAAAUUAUUGUAGAUCUAUAUUAUCAGGAAGUUGUAGUUAUUAAUUUGGAGAUACAAAAUGUUCAAAUUAAGUAACAUCAUGUAAUUAGAUUUCAAUUUUAAAUAUUAAUGAUAAAAAGAAUUAUUGUUUAGCUAGAAAUAGUUAAAAUGGUAAUUGUUCAUUUGAUGAAUAAAAUGAGAAUUAUUGUAGUUCAAUAAAAUGUAGUGAUAUUGAAUCUCCAAAUUCAUAGAUAGAUUGUAAUAAAUUUAUGUCUGGAUGUAUUUAUUAUAGAAAUUCUUGUUAUUAAACAUAAAAUAAUUGUACUUUAUAUAAAACUUAUGGAAUUGAUGAUCUAACAAAGAAAGAAUAUUGUGAAGGUUUAAAAACAUCAGACAAUACUCAAUGUACUUUUAUUGCAAGUUUAGGAGUAUGUAGUAAUUAUUCUAGUAAUUGUUCAUCUUAUGAUGUAUCUGGUAUUUUAGAUAAAAAAAGUUGGUGUGAAUUAUUAAUUUAAAUUGAUGGAUAAUAAUGUACUAAUAUAAAUGAUUCUAUAAAAUGUAGUUUAAUGACAUAUACUUGUGAAUAAAUUACAGCUUAUAAUUAAAUAGAUUGUGAUAAAGUUCUAUUAAAUAAAUGUAUUUAUUUUGAUUAAAAAUGUUAUACAAAAUAAAAUACUUGUUCAUCUUAUGUAAUUCCUUAAAGUAUAAGUAAUAAAUAACUUUAUUGUAAAAAUAUGUUAGAUAGUUCAUAAAAAUAUUGUACAAGUGGAUCUACUAAUUGUGGAUCACCUACUAUUGAUUGUACUGAUAUAAUAACUAAUGGAAAUGAUGAUUAAUAAAAGAGAGUUUUUUGUAGAUAAUAUAAAUCUUUUGAUGGAUAAAUGUGUGGAUAUUUAUCUGGAACAAAAUGUGAAAUUGAACGCAAUUAUUGUAGUGUAUUUAGUAAUGUUACAAAUUAAGAAUUUUGUGAUUUGAGAUUAGAUAAUUGUGUUUAUAUUUAAAAAAGUGGAAAAUGUGUUGAAAAAUAUUUAGUUUAAGAUUGCACAUUUAUGUUAUUUGAUUCUAAUUUAUCAAAUAAAUUAAGUUAUUGUUAAUCUUAUAAUGUAAAUGGUAAUACUUGUACUUGGAAUACAGCUAUUGAUCAUUGUGAAUUAGAUACUAAAAAAUGUAUUGAUUUUGAUGCAUCUAGUUAAACAGAUAAAAAAACAUUCUGUUAAUCUAAGAAAGGAUAUAAUUGUUCAUGGAGAAAUGGUGAUACAUCUUAAUUUUGUAGAUAAUUUAAAUGUUAAGAUAUAGAUCUUGCAUAAAGUUAAUCUGAUUGUGAUUCUAAAAUGUUUGGAUGUAGUUUUUACAUUAAUUCUUGUUUCACACUUGAAAAUAAUUGUGAUAAUUAUUAUGCUUUAGGUACUGAUAAUUAAUUAAAAUAAUCUUUUUGUAAUGGAAUUCCAACAAAAUCCAAUUAAAAGUGUACAUAUUUAUCAAAUGAUUAUAAAUGUAGAUUAAGAGAUUAAUGUACUACUUAUAAUGUCUAAAAUUUAAGUGAUAAAAUUAAUACAUGUUUUGGUAUGUAUAAUUCUACAGGAAUAUAAUGUAUUUAUGUUAAAGGUAACACUUGUAAUUAAAUUGAUAAAUGUGAAACUUAUAAUGGAUUAACUAAAAUGAGUGAUUGUACUAAAUUAAUUGAUAUUAAUAAUAGAUUCUGUCUUGAAGGUAAAACAACAUGUCUUACAUUUACUUGUGAAGAUAUUAAUGAUCCUAAAUCUCAAGAGGAUUGUGAUACUAAAUUAAAAAACUUAUGUUAUUACAAUAAUUCCAAAUGUAUUACUAUAUCUGAUUGUUUUACUUAUAAAAAGAGUGAUUGGCCAUCUAAUGUAGAUCCUAUCAAACAUUGUGCCACUCUUAUUGAUAAAAAUGGACAUUAUUGUACUGCUGAUAAUGCAAACAGUAUUAAUUGUAGAGAAAGAUUAUGUAGUGAUAAAUUAUUCUAUUUAAAUUCAGAAUGUAAAGAAUGGAAAUCAACUUGUAAAUCAGAUGGAUCAAAAUGUAUUGAAUCAAAUAAAGAAUGUUCAUAUUUUACUGGAAAUAAAGAUUCAUGUAGUAAAUAUUUGGAUUCUGAUAAUCUUAAUUAUUGUAAAGUUAUAGCUGGUACUGAUUAAGAUAUUGGAUCAUGUUCAACAUUAUCUUGUUAUUAAAAUACUACUGCUACAUCUGAUUCAGAAUGUCAAUCAUUUUAAAAUGGAUGUUUAACUAAAGGAGUAGGAUGUAUAAUUAAUACUGCCAAAUGUGAUGAAUAUAGAGGUACCAAAAAUCAAUGUUCAAAAUUUUAAGGAUAUGUAUCUAAAACAUAAACAGAAUUCUGUUCAGGAGACUCAACAAAUACUGAUUAAUCAAAAUGUAGAUCUAGAAUAUGUUCUGAUAAUCUUAUUGAUAAUAGUGAUACUUAAUGUUCAUAUUUUAAAAUUGAUUGUGUAACAAAUGGAUAAGGUUGUAUUGAUAUUAAUGCUAGUUGUAGUAGUUAUAAAGGUACUUAAGAAUAAUGUAGUAAAUUCAUGGGUAAUAAUAAAACUAUUUAUUGUUGGAAUGAUUUAGAUGCUUCUAGUGAUAAAAAUUGUAUUGAUAAACAAUGUUAACAUAUUAUGGGUACAACUAAUGAAUAAUGUGAAUAAGCAUUUCCAAAAGUCUUAAUUAAUGGUAUAUAGACACUCCUUUGUGUUAGUAAUGGUAUAAAUUGUAUCAAACAUCCUGCUAAAUGUAAUGAUUUCUUAGGUAACAAUAUAACAUGUUAGCUAUUCACUGCAUUUAUUGAUGGACCAUGUAAAGGUAAUUUAGAUAAUUCAAUUGGAUAAUGUUAACCUAGAUAAUGUUAUGAAGCACCAAAAUCAUAUAAUACUGAUGCAUAAUGUUAUGAUUAUCAUCCUACUUGUUUAACUACAGGAUAAGGAUGUAUGAAAUUUUAAUCAUAUGAUUAGUUUGGUAAACCAACUCUAAAUUGUAAUAGUAUUGUUAACAAUGAUGUUUGUUCUUUAAAACUUGGUUGUACUCUUGCCAGUUAAUGUUUAGUAUAAGUUUCAUCAUGUUCAUUAUUAACAUCAUAAGCUAUUUGUUAAACAACUAUACUUUCAAAUGGAACAAAAUGUGUUUAUGAUUUAUCAAUUAAUAAAUGCAGAGAUAUUGAAUGUUCUGAUUAUGUUGAUAUAAAUGAUAAUAAUAUAUGCUAAAAAUAUGGAAGUAAUUGUACAACUAAUGGUAAUGGAUGUGUAAUUAUGAAAUCAUGCUUUUUAUAUUAUGAUAAACUAACAUGUUAAUCUGCAUAUUCAACUGAUCCUAUUAAUAGAUGUACAUGGACUAAUAAUGGAUGUAGAUAGAGAGAAUGUAAAGAUUUCAAAGGAACUAAUAAUUCUUCUUGUAAAUCAUUCCUAUAAGAUUGUAUUACAAAUGGCUAGAAUUGUAUUGGACCAAAUUAUUUAUGUGAAGAUCUCCUUUAAAAAAGCUGUUUAACAGAUUAUUUAGGUAAUCCUUGUCUAUUCUAUAAUAAUAAAUGUCAUUCUUACUCAAAAUGUUAAGAUAUGAAAUUAACAACACAUGAUUAAUGUCAAUCAUUCUCAGAACUUUGUACUACCAAUGAAAUUAAUUGUAUUCCCUUAAAUAAAUGUGAGAAUUAUACAAAUUAAGUGUCUUGUAUUAUAGGAGUUAAUGGUAAAUGUGGAUGGAUUAAUGAAAAAUGUAAUUUAUUUAAAGGAUGUUCUAAUGUUUAAGGAACAACAACUAUUAUCUGUCAACAAUAUUCUCAAACUUGUAUUAGUGAUGGAAUUUAAUGUGUAGAAUAAAAUCUCUGUUCAUUAUAUAAUUCUUAAUAUUUAUGUGAAAAAAAUAAAGGAUUAGAUGGAGAUUGUAUAUGGACUAAUAAUACUUGUAGAUUGAAAUAAUGCGAAGAUUUGACAACAAAUACUGAUACAUUCAAAAAAUGCUUUGAUCAAUUAACUCAUGUAAAAUGCUCUAGUAAUGGUACUAAAUGUAUAUCUUUAACUUCAUGUGAAUAUUACGAAGAAAAAUCUUGUAUAUUGAGUUCAAAUGGACCUUGUAUUUAUAAAUUACCUCUUGAUUAAAGUACUGGUUAAAUUAGUUGUCGAUUAAAGGAAUGUUAAGAUGUUAUAGGUAAAACUUUAGAAAUUUGUAAGUCUGCUUUUGAUUCUUCAUACAAGAAAUGUGUAUCAAAUGGAUCUGUAUGUAUUGAUCUAAAUUACUGUGCAUCAUAUACUACUAAAGUAGCAUGUGCUUCAGGAGGUAUAGAUGGAUAAUGUGCUUUUUAACCUAAUGCUUCAAAAUCUAAUGAUGGAAUCUGCAAACUCUUUACAUAAUGUUCAGAUGCAGAUAAUGAUAAAGAUGUCUGUCUUUCCAACUCAAAAUAUUGUUAAUGGAUUUCAAAUAGUUUAAAAAAAUAAUGUAUUCCUCAUACAUGUCUUACAUACAAUACUAAAAAUGAUUGUCAUCCUGUUCCCAGUUUUGAUUAAAAAUCAUAUCUCUUAUGUGCUAAAGUCAAUAAUAUCUGUUAAGAAGUUUAACCUACAACAUUGACUAUGGAUACUUGUUAUAUUAAUAGUGCCUAAACAUAUAUUUGGAAUACAUCAACAUCAAAAUGUGUACAAUGUAAAAUUUAACUUAAUAAUAAUAUUACUACAACUUCAAAGGUUACCAAUAAUUCCUCACUUAUGUUAAAUAUAUUAUUAAUCAUAAUCAGUUUAUAUUUUUGA
Molecule: messenger RNA, 9611 nt
Organism: Paramecium pentaurelia
Lineage: Eukaryota; Ciliophora; Oligohymenophorea; Peniculida; Parameciidae
Source: the annotation of a GenBank genome assembly